Messenger RNA from Zophobas morio, 2072 nucleotides. Its product is annotated as trophoblast glycoprotein. Gene Ontology annotation, molecular function: protein binding. Gene Ontology annotation, cellular component: membrane. The record is from RefSeq and is a predicted model, not a curated record. NCBI's taxonomy places the organism in Eukaryota, Metazoa, Arthropoda, Insecta, Coleoptera, Tenebrionidae. The transcript is spliced from 2 exons. The coding region runs from base 698 to 1825 and encodes 375 amino acids.
UGUUUGAACUAGUUUGACAAUUAAUCGCAGCCCGCUAUGCUGAUUAAAAUCACUCCAAAAUUGUUAACUUUGGGGUCAGUGGCGUAACGUAGGUCACAAAGUAGGGAAAUUCAGAGCGCUUUGGCAACACAGCAAGAAAGAAACGCGUUUAUGGUUCUGCAAAAGGCGUAACGGAACCGUUUCGCUCGCAGGUGAAUAAAUUCCUUUACCCAAAACCUGUUUCCUUACCUGAGGCGCGCCUCUGAAUACUAAAUAGUUGUGUACACAUAACUUUUUUAUUACUGUAACCCAGACUAGACCUACAUAAUCGUGACUUUUUACAAAAUAGUGGCGAAAGAUUCACACACGUCGCAUAAAAAACAAGUUUCGGACGGCUUGACUGAGUACGAAAAAAAAAAAAAUUAGUUAAUACUUUUCUAACAGAAUUCUUAAAAUUAAUUUAUCGCAGUAGAACAAAUUAUCAAGUCGUGCAUACAUUAAUAGCAUCAUAAUUAGUAAAUUUUGGGAUUUUUACAAUACAUCUUCAGCGACGUAUGUAACCAAUAAUACACCGACUCACACCUGUUGCUCGACCGCCGCCUCCCACCUGCCCUAAAAAUGCUUUGUAGUUUGUUUUGUUUGUAACUCGUAGUCAUCUGUGUAAAUAAGUCGCCAGAAGCUCACAAGACAUCUGCAUUUCCCCGCAAAUCCGCCCAAGAUGCUCCCCCUGCUCGCCCUCCUCCCUCUCCUGCACCUCGCCGCCGCCAACGUCUACCAAUGCCACUCCAAGCUGCUCAAAGGCUGCAUCUGCGGCAAGGUCUACGUCAACCAAGAGACCUUAUUUACCGUAAACUGCACCAACUUGAUGUUCCGCAACACGAACAUGCUCGAACAGCUACCCGAAGAAACACAGAUGCUCAUCUUCACCGGCAAUCACAUCCCGGUGCUCGAGAUGAACGUCUUCGGUGACGAAAUCGACCUGAGUGGCUUGAAAGUCAUCGACAUGAGCAACAACGGGAUCAGGGAGAUCAAAGGAAAGGCCUUCCACCACGUGCCGAGCGUCGAGAGACUGAUCCUCAACCACAACAACAUCUCGAUUUCCAACGAAGACGACGGGAAUUUCCACCAUCCGAGGGUUUUUUCCAAUUUCUACAACCUGCAGGAGCUUCAUCUGACGAACGCGUUUGCGGAUAAUACAGACGCGGCGCUGGCGAACGAUUUACAUGAUAUUUUCGUCAACAGUAAUUUGAAUAAGUUGUACAAGUUGCAUCUGGAGCAGAACGAGAUUAAGUUUUUUAAAGACGAGAACGUGUUCUGCGAUUUGCCGGAUUUGCACGAUAUAUACCUGGGGGAUAAUAAUAUUCCGAGUUUGAACUUCAACGUGCGGUGUUUGAAGAAGUUGAGGUACUUGGAUUUGGAGAAUAAUAAUAUUGAUAAGUUCAGGCAGGACGAUUUGGAGGCGUUUGAUAGUUUGGUCACGCAGAAUAAUAAGUUCACGUUGGAGCUUAGGGGAAAUCCCUUUAGGUGUGACCAGGCGAUUAGGGACUUGUACAACUGGCUUCUACAGACUAAAGUGGAGGUGCGCGAAAAAGACCACUUAGAGUGCCAUCAAGCCAAAUACGGGAACAAGUAUAUUCUCAACUUGAAGAAUCUAGCUGUAGCUAAACGUGCCAAAGUUUCGCAAGCCGUCACCAUUUUGGUGAUUGUUUUGAGUCUUAUUCUUGUCACUUUGUUGGCGGCUUAUGCGUACGUGAAGAAAGAUAAAGUGAAAAGUCGCUUUGGGCCAGUGUUUGAUGCGCUAACUCGGAAAGUUCAUUAUACAACGAUUGAAUCUCAAGAUGUUUAACUUGGAAGUGUUCAUGAUGUGUUCCUAACAAUGGGAGAAACCACAAGGACUGACGUUUGUUGCGGGAUUUCCCACGUGUACUAAAUUAAUCUAAGUGCUUUUUUAAAUUUUGUAUGUUUGGUGCUUAUUUAUACUAGUUGUAUAAUAGUGUAGUUUUGUAUAAAAUCUAAUGUGCAAUUUUUCCGGCUCUGUAAAUAUUUUACACGAUUGUACAUAACUUUGAAUAAUAAAACUUGUUUCGAUUCAA